Molecule: messenger RNA, 1563 nt
Organism: Nelumbo nucifera (sacred lotus)
Lineage: Eukaryota; Viridiplantae; Streptophyta; Magnoliopsida; Proteales; Nelumbonaceae
Source: RefSeq, a predicted model, not a curated record
ACUACCUUCAGGGUUUAGGCUUUGACAGACAUUGAUGCGUAGAAGUUGAGCACGACCUCCGAGGAACCACCCAAGAAUCCCUCAUUAACUCCAUCUCACUCAGCCACUCCGCCCCCAUCAGUCUCUCCUCAAGACUCCCAACUUCCAACCCAAAGAGAUUUUCUUUCACUUGUCACAACCAAUGGCCUCUUCUGCAACCUUAUUCCCUCAUGAAACAAUUGGUCGCAGAAGCUCCCAGAAGAAGAAUAAUCCCAUUAACCAUCUUGAUGAACUUGAUUCCUUCAAAUGUGCUCAUAUUGCAACUCAUAAGGCGCGUUCUGUUUCUGUGCAAUCAGUGCAGAUGAAUGAGCCCACAACCAUGCCAUUGAAUCACUCAGGCUCUGUGUUCCAUUUUGAGGAAUACAUGGCCACAAAGGCUGAAAGGGUGAACAAGGCUCUGGACGAGGCUGUUCCUCUGAGACAUCCACUCAAGGUACAUGAGGCCAUGAGGUAUUCACUGCUGGCCGGCGGGAAGCGCAUCCGCCCCAUUCUGUGCAUCGCAUCCUGUGAGUUAGUGGGAGGGGAUGAGUCGCUGGCUCUUCCCGUAGCGUGUGCAGUCGAGAUGAUUCAUACCAUGUCACUCAUACACGAUGACCUCCCUUGCAUGGACAAUGAUGAUCUGAGACGAGGCAAGCCCACCAACCAUAAGGCUUUUGGGGAAGCCAUAGCUGUUCUGGCCGGGGAUGCGCUGCUUUCCCUUGCCUUUGAGCAUGUCGCGGCGGCUAGGACCAUCGAUCUGCCGCCGGAGCUUGUCGUCCGGGUAGUGGCCGAGCUGGGUGCAGCAGUUGGGUCCGACGGACUUGUGGCAGGCCAAAUUGUUGACAUUGCCUGUGAGGGACAGCAAAUAGUGGAUCUAAAGGAAUUGGAGUACAUUCAUGUCCACAAGACUGCAAAGCUGCUUGAAGCUUCGGCCGUCUGUGGAAUGAUCAUGGGCGGAGGAAGCAUGGCCGAGGUGGAGAGGGUGAGAAGGUAUGCCAGGUGCACUGGUUUGCUGUUUCAGGUGGUGGAUGAUAUUCUGGACAUUACAAAGACUUCGGAGGAGUUGGGGAAGACGGCCGGCAAGGACUUAGUGAGCGACAAGGCCACUUAUCCAAAGCUAAUGGGGCUUGACAAAGCUAAGGAGUUUGCAGAGAAACUAUUGGCUCAAGCCAAGGAGGAGCUCCUUUACUUUGAUGGCUCUAAGGCUGCACCCUUGUAUCAUCUAGCUGAUUAUAUUGCCCAUCGGCAAAAUUAGUAGCGCAUUUGUGUAUGGCUGUAUGCAGUAGUGCUCAUGUCUAUGGCCUCUGAAGAAAUGCCAUUGACUUACAUUAAUUAAAAAUAAAAUAAAGCUUUUUUUUUUUCUUUUCUUUUGUCAAACAGGUUGAGGCAUCUUCCCUCUUCACUAAUUCUAGUUUUUCCGAAGACAAUGAUGCAUGAGAUCACUUUGAAUAUGCAAUGCAUACAGUGGUCUUUGGACUUGGAUUCCCUUCAUGGUUGCUUUCCUUUUUUAUGCAAGAAAAUGUAUCUAUUUCUUUCUCUGCCUCA